Messenger RNA from Brassica napus (rape), 1633 nucleotides. RefSeq lists its product as uncharacterized. NCBI's taxonomy places the organism in Eukaryota, Viridiplantae, Streptophyta, Magnoliopsida, Brassicales, Brassicaceae. Bases 240 to 722 code for a protein of 160 amino acids. Gene Ontology annotation, molecular function: acetylglucosaminyltransferase activity. The record is from RefSeq and is a predicted model, not a curated record. The transcript has a single exon.
AAUAAUUCUAAGAAUCAUCCUAGUGAUGACACGUGGGUACAAAAAGAAGUUGUAAUGUUUCACAAAUAAUAUAUAGGGGAUAAAUACUAUUUCUAUUAUGACUUCAAACUAAAGACACCAAAACUUUCUCUUAUUAGCCUAUUCACUAAUUUCUUUGUUCAACCACCCUAAACCUCUACUCUCAAGUCUCAACCUUAAAAUCUCCUUCAUCAACUUUUGCUAUUAGAAAUCUCGAUACAAUGUCGUCUCCAAGUUACCACACAAACAUCUUCUGCAAGUAUCUCGUGAUCUUAUGCGUGAUCGCAAUCUUCUUCAUUCUCGUCUUUUAUGACCAAACCUACAUCAAUUCAUUCGACAGUAACAUAUCCACCAUAAAAUGUCAAGAGGGGCUCUUACAGCCUAAGGGGACAACUACGAACUUGAGCCACUUGAUGUUUGUGUUGGUAGGGAGCUCAUGUACGUGGAAGAAUCGCAGAACUUACACAGAAUCAUGGUGGAGACCAAACGUCACACGAGGAAAUCUCUUUUUGGACGUGGAGCCGUCGAAGGAGUUCCAGCCUUGGUCUCCGACCUUACCGCCGUUUAAAGUCAACGAAGACCUCAAGAAACUGAGAAUCUACCCGAAGCUUGCAAACCCAGUUCACGUUCGUAUCUAUAGAUCUAUUCUCGACACUUAUUACAAGCUCAAACAAAACGAUGGUGUGAGAUGGUACGUCAUUUAAUUUAAUAUAUUAUACUCACUACUUAAAUCUUCUUACCAAAUUGAGAUAUAUUUCUAUUUUAGGAUAUUCAACUCUGAAUUUUAUACAAUCACAAAUUUUUAUAUUCAAUAUCAGGUUGAUUAAACAAUAAUUUUCUGUUACACAAAUAAAUUUUUUUUUACUGAAUUAAGAGUAAUGUUACAAAUUUAGUUAAAUUAUUAUAUAAACAUAUUCGAACAAAUAUUAGUCAAAUAAAUUUGAACAUUUGUUUUUACAUCCCAUUUUUUUUUUAAAAACUUUUCUUUUUCAAUCUUUAUCAGAAAACUUGUGAUCUUAAAACUCUAAAAAACUUAUCAUCUAACUUCAAUCUUGUCCAAAAUAGGUAUGUGAUGGGUGAUGACGAUAGUCUUUUAUUCGUAGACAACAUAGUGGAUGUGUUAUCGAAAUACGACCACACCAAAAAACAUUACAUUGGAACGUUUUCGGAGACGAUAAAAUCAAAUGUUCGCUUCUCUUUUGACAUGGCAUACGGAGGAGCAGGAUAUGCUCUAAGUUAUCCUCUGGUGGAAGCUUUGGUGGCAAAACUAGAUGAAUGUAUUGAAAGGUAUCAUUUUAUUUGGGCAGGUGACCAAUUACAAAGCUUUUGUUUAGCUGAUAUGGGCGUCGAUGUUAUACACGAGAAAGGAUUUCAUCAGGUAGUAACAAAUAAUUCAUCCGUUAGUUUUAGUUUUUUUUUGUUUAACGUGAUAAUUUUUACGUUUUAUGCAUUAAGAAACAAUGGUAAAUGGACAAUUCUCUCAGAUAGUCAUUUUAAGUUUUUUUCACAAAAAUAGCUUUCAGAAAAGAAAAUGACCAAAUAGCUCAUUUUUGUUUUGGAAAUUUUAAUUUUUUUUUAAUUUGAAACUAUAUCCCUAAAACUCCACCCUUUAACU